AUGUCCUCCAUGGAACCAGUUUAUUCUCCUGGAGAUUGGCUGCCAACAGUGGCCUUGGCAGUGCUCAUUUUUCUGGGUGUCGUCUGUGCGUUUGUCGGCAUUGGUCCACUGAAAGGGGGGCCUCAUAGAGUGCUAGACGUUACCAAGGAUUUCGAAGAAUACCGCUUGAUGGAAAAGGAAGAAUUGUCUCAUGAUACUCGCAAAUUCACCUUUGCCCUACCAGAAGGAUAUGUCUUGGGUCUUCCCACUGGACAGCACAUGACACUCAAAUUCACCAACAAGGAUGGCCAGGCAGUCCAACGAUCCUACACUCCAGUUACGGAUAAUACGUCCAUUGGGAAGGUAUCUUUUGUCAUCAAGGUUUACAAAGCAGGAGUGCAUCCCAAAUUUCCUGAAGGUGGCCAAAUGAGUCAGCAUUUGGAAUCACUGUCCAUCGGAGACAAAAUGUUGAUGAAAGGACCAAAGGGACACAUGGAGUACUUUGGAAAAGGAAAUUUCAAAGUCAAGCCACUGGGCAAGAAAUUGCAAGAACGCUCCUGUAAUGCUAUUGGAAUGAUGGCCGGAGGAACCGGCAUUACACCAAUGCUGCAGAUUUUGCAUUUCAUUUUCAGAAAUCCAAACGAUAAGACCAGGGUAAAAAUGAUCUAUGCCAAUCAGACCGAAGAUGAUAUUUUGGUACGGGACGAGUUGGAAGCUUUGCAGAAGGAAUUCCCAGAUCGAUUUUCUUUGCAUUACACGGUGGACAAGGCCCCUGAAGGAUGGAAGUUCUCUGAGGGAUUCAUCAAUAGGGACAUGAUUGAAAAACAUCUCAUCAUUCCUGGAAGUAAACAACAAUUCUUCAUGUGUGGUCCUCCACCCAUGAUCAAAUUCGCUUGCAUUCCAGGGCUCGCUGAGCUUGGAUUUUCGGAUCAGGAUCAUGUAACGUUCUAA
Seminavis robusta is the source of this 930-nucleotide messenger RNA. NCBI's taxonomy places the organism in Eukaryota, Bacillariophyta, Bacillariophyceae, Naviculales, Naviculaceae. The record is from the annotation of a GenBank genome assembly.